Molecule: messenger RNA, 453 nt
Organism: Anopheles cruzii
Lineage: Eukaryota; Metazoa; Arthropoda; Insecta; Diptera; Culicidae
Product: microsomal glutathione S-transferase 1-like
Exons: 3
Coding region: 1-453 (150 amino acids)
Cellular component (GO): membrane
Source: RefSeq, a predicted model, not a curated record
AUGAGCUCGACAGUGUUCGGCCAGGUGGAUCCGGCCAUCGUGCAGGCCUACGCCAGCUGUGUCGCCAUCCUGGGGCUUAAGAUGCUCACCAUGUCCAUCCUGACCGGGCUGCAGCGUGGCAAAAAGAAGGUGUUCUCGAACCCCGAAGACGUUAGGGAGGGCGGCAAGGUUGCGUACAACGAUCCGGAUGUGGAGCGUGUCCGACGGGCGCACCGGAACGACAUGGAAAACAUUCUGCCCUUCUUUGCCGUCGGUUUCCUGUACAUGUUCACCGGUCCGAGCGUCACGGUGGCCGUCAAUCUGUUCCGUCUGGUGACGGCCGCUCGCGUCGGUCACACCAUCUGCCACGCCCUCGUGCCCAUCGGCAAGGUCCGUGGGCUCUGCUUUGGCAUCGGGCUGUUCACCACCGUCUACAUGGGCGUUCAAGUUUUGUGCAACUUCCGUGUGGUGUAG